This is a messenger RNA of Fukomys damarensis (Damara mole-rat), 1045 nucleotides long. RefSeq names its product BAG cochaperone 1 (gene Bag1). The annotation marks the transcript as partial. NCBI's taxonomy places the organism in Eukaryota, Metazoa, Chordata, Mammalia, Rodentia, Bathyergidae. The transcript is spliced from 7 exons. The record is from RefSeq and is a predicted model, not a curated record. Gene Ontology annotation, biological process: protein stabilization. Gene Ontology annotation, cellular component: cytosol; nucleus; membrane. Gene Ontology annotation, molecular function: protein-folding chaperone binding; adenyl-nucleotide exchange factor activity.
GAGCCGCGCGGGUCGGAGUCCUCGGUCAACCGCGGCCCUCCUCCCUCUCAGCGUCCAUCUGUCCGGAGGGCAGCCGGUGGACAUGACCGAUCCACCAGGGGCGCCGCCGCCGGCGCUCGCAGGCCGCGGGUGAAGAAGAAACCACGUCCCCGCUCGACCCGGAGGGUGAAGCAGACCGAGGGGGUGACCAGGGGCGAGGAAGUGACCCGGGCGGAGGAGGUGGCCCAGGCCGAGGAGGUGACCUCGACCCAGGAAAUGGCGGCCGCCGGGCUUAGUGUAACCGUCACCCAUGGCAUUGAAAAACACGACCUUCAUGUUACCGCUCAGCAGGGCAGAACUGAACCAAUUGUCCAAGACCUUGCCCAGGCUGUUGAAGAGGCCACAGGAGUUCCAUUGCCUUUUCAAAAGCUCAUAUUUAAGGGAAAAUCUCUGAAGGAAAUGGAGAUGCCAUUAUCAGCACUUGGAAUACAGAAUGGUUGCCGAGUCAUGUUAAUUGGGGAAAAGAGCAGUCCAGAGGAAGAAGUUGAAUUAAAGAAGUUGAAAAAUUUGGAGAAGUCUGUGGAGAAGAUCGCUGACCACCUGGAAGAGUUGAAUAAAGAACUUGCUGGAAUCCAGCAGGGUUUUCUGGCCAAGGAUUUGCAAGCUGAAGCUCUCUGCAAACUUGAUAGGAGAAUAAAAGCCACAAUUGAGCAGUUUAUGAAGAUCUUAGAGGAGAUUGACACAAUGAUCCUACCAGAAAAUUUCAAAGACAGUAGGCUAAAAAGGAAGGGCUUGGUGAAAAAAGUUCAGGCAUUCUUAGCUGAGUGUGAUACAGUGGAGGAGAACAUCUGCCAAGAGACCGAGCGGCUGCAGUCUACAAACUUGGCCCUUGCUGAGUAAGGUACAGUGGAGAGAGGCUCUGCUGCCCUGAAGAGCAACACCACCACUCUGCCUUUUUUGGAAUAGAAGCUGUCUGUGUCUCCAAAGCUGCCAGAGGCAACCAGCCAAAUGUCAAUUUUCCUAUUCCUACACCGGUUCUCAAUGAAAAAGUACUGUCUCUGCAACC